CUCCUCUUGGGGAGUGGUGGCGGGAACGUCCAUCCCGCCCACCAGCUGGCGGGAGACUUAAAUUGGGCUGGAGAAAGCGGAGGGGCCCUGUGUGUUCCUGCUCGGCGCUACCAUGUCUACCCCUGCAAAGCGACACUGCUGCGGCCCUGUCAGCUCCCUCAAUUCCAGCUUCCAGAAACGCCUUAAGAAGAUCUCCAUCGAGGGGAACAUCGCUGCAGGGAAGUCAACAUUUGUCAGACUACUAGAGAAACACAGCGAUGAAUGGGAGGUCAUCCCUGAGCCCAUCGCCAAGUGGUGCAACAUCCAGACAGUUGAAGAUAAUGAGCAUGAGGAACUUUCAACAUCUCAGAAGAGUGGAGGAAAUCUACUUAAAAUGCUGUAUGAUAAACCCACGAGAUGGGCUUACACGUUCCAGACUUACGCUUGCAUGAGCCGCGUAAGAGCACAAUUAAAACCUGUUUCAGCUAAGCUACGUGAAGCAGAACAUCCAGUGCAAUUUUUUGAGAGAUCCGUGUACAGUGACAGAUAUGUAUUUGCUUCUAAUCUGUUCGAGUCUGGAAAUAUUAACGAAACGGAGUGGGCUAUUUAUCAGGACUGGCACACAUGGCUUUUGAACCAGUUUGAAUCAGACAUAGAGCUGGAUGGCAUGAUCUACUUAAGAACCACACCUGAGAAAUGCAUGGAAAGGCUACAAGUGAGGGGUAGAGAAGAAGAGCAAGGAAUUGAGCUCGAGUAUUUGGAAAACCUCCACUAUAAGCAUGAAGCCUGGCUUCAUGAAAGGACUAUGAGAGUUGAUUUUGAGAACCUUAAAGAGAUUCCCAUUCUAGUUUUGGAUGUUAGUGAAGAUUUCAAGAAUGACAAGAUUAAACAGGAGUACUUGAUUAGCAAGGUAAAAUCUUUCUUGACUUCUUAAGAACACGAAAUUUUGGAUUAUGAGCUCCUGAACUUCAAGAGUUAAGCCUAACAGUGUGUUCUCAAACAAUUUGCUUCAAGUAAAUCUACUGCCUGCAUAAAAAUAUCCACAAGCACAGUGUAUAAUAUGGGUUGGAGUUUGGGUCGAUUUUUAUUUUGCUUGUCUGUCCAGUGUACUGUGAUCAUUUUCUGUAUUGUUAAAACAAACCAAUACGAGGUGCUCUGACGACGUUGUUUGUGUAUAUUCUCUAAUAAAGAUUUUAAAAUAGUA
Molecule: messenger RNA, 1183 nt
Organism: Pogoniulus pusillus (Red-fronted tinkerbird)
Lineage: Eukaryota; Metazoa; Chordata; Aves; Piciformes; Lybiidae
Product: deoxycytidine kinase 2
Exons: 7
Coding region: 113-913 (266 amino acids)
Biological process (GO): nucleobase-containing compound metabolic process
Cellular component (GO): cytoplasm
Molecular function (GO): ATP binding; deoxynucleoside kinase activity
Source: RefSeq, a predicted model, not a curated record